GGGUGGUCACGUGACUCACAGUAAACACGGAAGCACAGCAGCGCAGAGUCUCUCUGCAGUUGUGUUUUGUUAACGGUCAGUUUAACGUCUGUCUGCCGCCGCAGCGGGUUCUUCAUCUUCCGGCUUGUGUCGUUUUCUGCGCUCAGAGGAAGCAGGAUGGAUAAAUGUUUGAUGUUCGCGGUGAUACUGAGUCUGAAUGCAGUUAUUACUCAGGUCAACUGCAAGAGAGUCACCAACGUAAAGAUUUUGGGUUUUGACUGGAAGAACUGUGGGAAGCCUGACGAUCCAGCCGUGCUGAAGAGUCUGAAAGUGUCUCCGGAUCCCAUCGCCAUCCCGGGUGACCUGACGGCCUCGGCCUCCGGAUCCACGUCUGUUGAGCUGACCGCUCCUCUGUCUGUGAAUGUGACUCUGGAGAAGGAGGUGGCAGGUUUCUGGGUGAAGGUUCCCUGUGUGGAGGAGUUGGGCAGUUGUCACUACAGGGAUGCUUGUGAGAUUUUAAACCAGCUGAUCCCACCUGGUCAGGACUGUCCUGAGCCGCUGCACAGCUACGGCCUGCCCUGCCAUUGCCCCUUCAAACCUGGCUCGUACUCUCUGCCCCAGUCAGACUUCCACCUGCCCAACAUGGAUCUGCCCUACUGGCUCACCAACGGGAACUACCGGGUCCAGGGCGUCCUGGGCAGCGAGGCCGGCGAGCUGGGCUGCCUCAAAAUCGCUCUUUCCCUCCACUCCAACUAAACCAACAAACCAAAACCAGUCUGAAGAGCUUGAGAGGGAGUUUUAGUCCUUUUUGCCAACUGUUCUGCUCUUCAAAUGAUUGAAUAACGGAUGAAGAAGAGAAGAGAGAAGAAGUAUAAUUCAUCCUGUCACACAAACCCCAUGGUGCCUUGCAGCUGCACUGCAUUCUGGUCCAUUUUUUCUGAUGUAUUCAAUUACUGAAACUCUUGUCAGAACUUCUGGAAAUAUGUAGAUACGACAUCACUUCAGUUCUGUUCUUUCAUCCGGUGAUAAAGAUUACUGGAGGAAUUUUCUUUUCAGUCGCACUUCCUUAAAUCUAUGACAUGAAUAUCAUGUCUUUUGGAAAGUGAAAAAAAAAGCUUUGAAAGGUUGAAAUCUAUUAAACAAGGUUUUGCAAGACUGAAACUAAGUUUUGAAGGUUUGCAUCAUGUUUUCAUUGGCUGACAACGAAAUUUAAAUCUCUGCAAACAUUAUUGUUAUAUUUGAGUUUCCCUUCUUCACAGCUGCAGCUCCUUCUCCAACAUUUUCAUUGUUUUCUUGGUUUGUUAGUUUAUUUUCCAGGUUUGAAACCUUGUAAAUGGUUUGAAAACUGGUGCACAUACAGCAUGUUGGGAAAAAAAGUUUUGAAACGUUGAAACUUGAGUUUCGAAAGGACGAAUCUUCAUUUUGAAACUUUUGCGGAUGUACGUUUGCACUCGUUUUGCAGACUGUUGUUCCACAGCUGAGUUUACAACACAGAAACAGACUCUGAGUUUCUGACUUGAAUGUCGACCGUUCCGUUGCACUUUUCUCUUUCGGAGGUCGUUUUAUUUCUAGUUCCCAGUACAAGGGAUUGCAGCUUAACGCCUCUGCCUCCAGGAGCUUUCAGACUGUCUGUUUUCAGAGUUUUAGAGUUUCAGACCAGAGCUGCGAGAUGAGAAAGCUGCCAGAAAUCAUGUGACUCGCAGGCUGGCAGCUGUGUGGGCAGAUCUGGGAAGAGUAUGUGUUGUAAACUGAGCUGUGAAAGAACAUUCUGCAGUAUGAGUGCAGAUGUACAUCCGUAAAAUGAAGAUUCGCCCUUUUGAAACUCAAGAAACUCAACAUUUCAAAACUUUUUUUUUCCCAACAGUUUUCAUCUCACCGUUUACAAAGUUUCAAACCUGGAAAACAAACUUGGAGAAACGCUGUAACGCCUGGAGAAGAGCUGCAGCUGUGAAGAAGGAAAACUCAAACAUAAAAAUAAUGUUUGCAGAGAUUUUAAUUUUUUUUCAGCCUAUCAAAAUAAAAUGCAAACCUUCAGAACGUAGUUUCAAUCUUGCAGUUUGUUUGCUCACUGUAAACUUUUUUGGGAACAUUUUGAUCUGUGUGUUGUUUAUGUUGUUUUUUUAAUAAUAAUAAUUAUAAUAAUGGCCUUCAUAUAUUCUGAAGUGCUUUCUCAUUGGUUUGUGAUGCUAUGAGGGGUUUUUUAAGUGCUUUGGGUUCUUUCCUUCAAUCACUGAUUGUCUCUUUUUGUAAAUGGUGAAAAGGGUUUUGGAGGCUCAUGCAGCUCAUUAAUAGUUAAUUAAUAUUAAUCAGUUUAUAUGAGAGAUGUUUGUCUUCUUGAUGAGGUUCUUCUUAAAUUGUUUUAUUGAUUUAUUUUUUGAACUUUGUUUAUUUUAAAUAAGUACCUGACUGGAUUUGUAGCAGGACUUAAAACAGAUUAAAAUGAAUUAUUGAAACAUGAUCUGCGGGAGUAAAGACUGAUAUCAAUUAAUAAUAAUCAAUUUUCUACAUUGAUAAUAACGACGAUCUCAAAUGUUGAACAUUUCAGUCGUCAUGCACGAGAUUCAUUUCACACAAUGUACAGUUUUUAAUAAACUUCAUCCUAUAAAUUG
This is a messenger RNA of Thunnus maccoyii (southern bluefin tuna), 2588 nucleotides long. RefSeq names its product GM2 ganglioside activator (gene gm2a). The record is from RefSeq and is a predicted model, not a curated record. NCBI's taxonomy places the organism in Eukaryota, Metazoa, Chordata, Actinopteri, Scombriformes, Scombridae. Gene Ontology annotation, cellular component: cytoplasmic side of plasma membrane. Bases 157 to 735 code for a protein of 192 amino acids. Gene Ontology annotation, molecular function: enzyme activator activity; lipid carrier activity. The transcript is spliced from 5 exons. Gene Ontology annotation, biological process: ganglioside catabolic process; lipid transport.